Rhinolophus ferrumequinum (greater horseshoe bat) is the source of this 3281-nucleotide messenger RNA. RefSeq names its product zinc finger protein 8 (gene ZNF8). Gene Ontology annotation, molecular function: RNA polymerase II cis-regulatory region sequence-specific DNA binding; DNA-binding transcription activator activity, RNA polymerase II-specific; DNA-binding transcription repressor activity, RNA polymerase II-specific. NCBI's taxonomy places the organism in Eukaryota, Metazoa, Chordata, Mammalia, Chiroptera, Rhinolophidae. The record is from RefSeq and is a predicted model, not a curated record. Gene Ontology annotation, cellular component: nucleus. The coding region runs from base 1124 to 2950 and encodes 608 amino acids. The transcript is spliced from 3 exons. Gene Ontology annotation, biological process: negative regulation of transcription by RNA polymerase II.
UUAGAUCCUUUGUUUUAUUUAGAUUGCCUUUAUUAUUGAGUUUUAAGAGUUCUUUGUAUCUUCUGGAUACCAGUCUUUUUAUCAGAUGUGUGAUUUGCAAUUAGUAUCUCCCAUUAUGUGGGUGUCUUUUCACUUUCUUGAUAGUGUCCAUUGGAGCACAAAAGUUUUUAAUUUUGAGGAAGUCCAAUUUAUUUAUUUUGUUGGUUGUGCUUUUGUUUUCCUAAGAAGCCUUUGCCAGUUCCUAGGUUACAAAGAUUUAUCCCUGUCUUUUUUUCUAAGAGUUUAAUAGUUUUAGCUCUAACAUUUAUGUCUUUGGUCCUUUUUGAGUUAACUUAUAUAUGGUGUGAGGUUGGAGACCAACUUUAUUUUGCAUGUAGCUAUCCAGUUGUCCAGUAGGAAGUGCUUUACAGCCACUUACUCCCCAUCACAGCCCCCAAGGAAACAAGGAAACGGAGGCAGAGGUGGGGACCUGCUCCAUGCUUCUUGAGGAGAAAGUGGCAAAGCCAAGAUUGUUCCAGAAAUAUCUAGUUUUUGACCAUGGCCACAGCCAGCCCACAAAAGGGUUUCAUUUAUGGAACAUGUUUUAAAUACAUUAUAUCAACUUAUAAAAAUUAAAAGUUUUAACUGAAAAACAUAACCUAAUUUUCAGCUUCUCACCAGAGACUAGCAGUUCUAACCACAUGGGGCCUAUAUUUCCCCAUUAUCAAUUGGUUCUGAGUCCCAGGUGCCCCAUCAGACAGGGCACAUAUUAUCUGUCACUUCCAGUGUCACCUCUCACAGGUUAAAUACCGGUAGACUCUUACACUGGCCCACUUCAGUUACUUGUAAGCCUGCUUGGUCACUGAAGGCAAGUGAGUUUCUGACUCUUAACUGUACACUCCUCUUUUCAGGGAGGGUGAGGAGCCUUGCUUGGAAUCUGAGGAUUAGUGUAUCAGUUAAUUGUAGCUGAAUAACAAACUGUCCUAGUUUGUUAGGACAGUACCUAGUGCCUUUAGACACUAACCAUUUCUUUAGCCCACAGAUGUACAAGUCAGCAGUUUAGACAGGUCUCUGUUGGCACCCUCACCUGAGAUCAGUUGUAGGUCAGCUAUGGUUAGCUUUGAUCUCGUCUGCAUACUCUCACAUGUCCUUGCUAUACAACCCACACCUACAUGCAGCAACCCAGUGGUGCCCUGCGAGACCUGACUCAUGUUGCCCAGAACAUGCACUUUCUCAGGACACUGGCCUGCCCAUCUUCUCCAUCCUCAUUCCUCCUCCUCUUCCUGAGAGCACUGAUGGGAACGGUCCAGCUGAUCGAACGCAUGUGAAGUUUCAGGAGCCAGUGACCUUCCGGGACGUGGCUGUGGACUUCACCCAGGAGGAGUGGGGGCAGCUGGGCCCCGCCCAGAGGACCCUGUACCGCGAUGUGAUGCUGGAGACCUUUGGGCACCUGCUGUGUGUGGGGCCUGAGCUUCCCAAACCCGAAGUCAUCUCCCAGCUAGAGCAAGGAGCUGAGCUGUGGGUGGCGGAUAGAGGAAUCACCCAGCGCUGCUGUCCAGGCUGGGAGCCUGGGCUUGAAGGCCAAGCAGCACUCACGGAGCAGAGCCUUCCUGAGGGGGAGGCGUCCCCUGUCACAGAGCGGGGGGCCUUCCUGAGGGAAGCUCCCUGUCCUGCCACACGGGGGGAAGGCUGGGACCAGGAGGACCAGGUCAGGGCGCCUGAGAAGGACCAAUUGGAAUGUUGCCCCGAGGCAGCACCAAUUCAAGAUGGAAGCCAGGAAAGUCUCAGACUUGGGGAAAAUCGUGUGCUGAAUUCAGACCCAAACCCACUCCUGGAGGUUUCUGGGAGAGGAAAUUUCUGGACUGACGACUCACAGGUUACAAAUUCGGAAAGUGAGUCCAGCUUAGUGGGUCAGCACACAGGCGCCUCGGGAGAAUGGCCACGUGACAGCAGCAGCUGCAGCUCGGCCUCCCGCCAGGCAGCUGCGGGUGUGGAGCUCGUGCGGAGUGCAGUGCGGGAGAAGCCCUACAAGUGCGCGGACUGCGGGAAGGCCUUCAGCCACAACGCGCACCUCACUGUGCACAGGCGCAUCCACACGGGCGAGCGGCCCUACGUGUGCAGAGAGUGCGGCAAGGCCUUCAGCCAGAACUCCUCGUUGGUGCAACACGAGCGCAUCCACACGGGUCACAAGCCCUACAAAUGCGCCGAGUGUGGCAAGUGCUUCUGCCACAGCACGCACCUCACUGUGCACCGCAGGAUUCACACCGGGGAGAAGCCCUACGAGUGCCAGGACUGCGGGCGUGCCUUCAACCAGAACUCCUCGCUGGGCCGGCACAGGCGCACACACACGGGCGAGAGGCCCUACUCCUGCAGCGUGUGUGGGAAGGCCUUCUCACGGACCACGUGCCUGUUCCUGCACCUGAGGACUCAUACGGAGGAGCGGCCCUACGAGUGCAACCACUGCGGCAAGGGCUUCAGGCACAGCUCCUCCCUGGCCCAGCACCAGCGCAAGCACGCCGGGGAACAGCCCUACGAGUGCCGCCAGAGGCUGGUCUUUGAGCAGACGGCCGCACUGACCCAGCACGAGUGGGCAGACGCCCUGGGCUGCAACCCAGCUUUGAAUCCCAGUGACAGGGCUCAUCGGAACGACAGGCCCUUCAAAUGCGGUCAGUGUGGGAAGUGUUUUAUUCAAAGCUCGCACCUCAUCCGGCACCAGGUAACUCACACAAGGGAGGAGCCCCGUGGCCGGACCCGGCAGCGGGAUCAGCCCCGUAGCCGGGGCUCCCAUCAGCACGUGCGCCCAGGGGAGAGCCCUGGGGGCGGGACAAAGGCCGGACAGCCUGCAAGCAGGGCGCUUGCCCUAUUUGACAUCCACGAAAUCAUGCAAGAGAAAAGCCCCGUGCACGUUAUUGGGGUAGAAGAACCUUCCGUGGGCACUUCUGUAUUAUUUGACAUCAGAGACUCCACAUAGGGGAGAAUGUCUACAGAUGACUUUGAACCACAGGUACAAAAAUUUGGUAAGUCCACAUGGGUGUUCAUGGAAAAGGGGAGUGGGGGUAAAGAUGCCCAAGGUGACUUCCGAUUUCCUAAGGAAAGGUGCUUCCCAAAACUCCCGAGAUUGGUAGUUCUCAGAUCUCUCCAGCCCAGUGCCCCCUUUAACCACAGAUGUUUUGUACUGUUCUCUCUAUGACCCUGAAAGGAGUUCACAGGUGAUGUAACCUACACAUGUGUUUAAUGUCAAAAUAAUCACUAUAUGGCCCCAUUUUCUAAAGGAUAAUUAAAACAGAAGUAAUUUAUGAUGA